Molecule: messenger RNA, 1145 nt
Organism: Pelagomonas calceolata
Lineage: Eukaryota; Pelagophyceae; Pelagomonadales; Pelagomonadaceae
Source: the annotation of a GenBank genome assembly
UUAAAACUCCGCGCCGCACAACUCAGCCUCCCUGAGGAGCUCGAAGGUCUCGAGCCUCCCGCGCGCAUUCCUGCAUCCCGCAACUGCGCCGCAUUGCCAGUAGGUCAAAGCCAUCCCAGGCUCGCGCGCAAGCCCCCCGCGAGCCGCCCUACACCAUGAGUGACCAGCCUCCUGACCAGCCCAUGGAGGACGCCGCGCCGGCCGACGCGCCGCCGCCCCCAAGCCCGGCCGACGUCAUCCUCCAGCGCGCCCAGCGCAAUUCAAGAGGAGUCGAUCGCGAGGCCGAGGCCGCCGAGCAGCGCUGGGCGUCCCUAGGCGGCGGCAGCGCGCUCGGUGAUGGCACGACGGAAGCGGCCGCGCCGGCGCCGGCUCCUCAACAAUUGGAGACGCUCGACGUCCGCGUGACCUUCUUCGCCGACGGCUUCACGGUCGAAGAGCAGAAGCCCAAAGAGACGAAGCCCGAGCCCCCGAGGCCGAGGCGCGGCGGCACGGCCACGCUCCAGGACUUCGCCGCGCCGCCGAGACCUCCGACACUCCCGACGGACUUCCCGGAGCUGCGGCCGUUUGAUAGUGACGAGUCGCGGGAGUUCCUGGAUCAUUUAGCUAGAGACGAGGUGCCUCCAUCUUUGAGAAGACCGAACCGGCGCGUGCGGUUUGGCGUGGCCGACGCGCGGCCGAUGCCCUGCCCCUGGGGGCCGCAGGCGCCGUCGCGCGAGGCGCUACAAAGGGCGAUGGGCCGCCAACGAAGAGCAGCGCCAGUGCAGGAGAAGUUUGUCGGUGAGGGCCAGGCGCUCGGCGGCUCUUCGACGCCGGCCGUCGAGGACACUGCGCCGCUGCCCGACGCGCCCGUCGUCGACGCCUCGAAGCCGGUCGCGAAGUUCCGUUUGCGCCUCGCGUCGGGCAAGGCGCUGGCCGUCGAGCUCAACCAGGACCAUACCGUCGGCCACCUGCGCGCGUUUAUCGGGGCGCAGGGCGCGGGCGACAAGCCCUACGACCUCCUCGCGGGCUUCCCGCCGAAGCCCCUACUGGACGCGGGGCAGACCGUCGGCGCCGCGGGCCUCGCCGGCGGCGCCGUCUCCCAGAAGCUCCGGGCCUAGUCGUUUUCGUUUCCCUCCCUCUGUAAGUAAGCGUAGUUCUCCUCGUGC